UGAUGAGGGAGUCAUAAACACGACACAUAUCAAAAUGCUGCUAUUGGAGCUGAAAAUUCUAACACUGAACAUUUGGGGUAUACCACUUGUAUCCAGCAAUCGCGCGCCACGUAUCGAGGCCAUUAGCAAGGAACUAAGCAGCGGUCAGUAUGAUAUUGUGUCCUUGCAGGAAGUCUGGUCACAGCAUGAUAGCGAGCAACUCCAGCAGGGCACGGCCAGUGUCCUGCCUUAUUCCCAUUAUUUUCACAGUGGUGUUAUGGGUGCUGGCCUGCUGGUGCUCUCCAAGUAUCCAAUUUUAGGUACACUAUUCCAUGCCUGGUCUGUCAACGGUUACUUCCAUCGUAUACAACACGCCGACUGGUUUGGCGGCAAGGGCGUGGGCCUUUGUCGAAUCCUGAUCAAGGACCAAAUCGUGCAUCUAUAUAAUGCCCAUUUGCAUGCAGAAUACGAUAACGACAACGAUGAAUACAAAACACAUCGUGUAAUUCAGGCAUUUGACACGGCCCAAUUCAUAGAGGCCACGCGCGGAACAUCGGUGCUGCAGAUACUGGCUGGUGAUCUUAAUACUCAACCUCAAGACAUUCCAUAUAAGGUGCUGUUACUUACCUCGAAGAUGACAGACAGCUGUGCGUCAGACUCGCUGCGAACCAAUGAGUGUAGCAGGAACUCGUACACAUCGUCCCGAGCGCUCAUCAAGAACCCUUUAGGCAUACGAAUCGAUCAUAUUUUUGUGAGGGGCGCAGAUAAUAUCAAGGCGGAUAUUAUUGACUAUACGCUACCAUUUCCAGACCGUGUGCCUGGCCAAAAGUUCAGUUAUUCGGACCAUGAAGCAGUGCUGGCUAAAUUAAGACUUACCCGUCUGCCGCCGGAACUUAAAGCAGCUCCAGUAGCAACUUCUGUAAAUACGGAGCAUGUAGAGUGCAAUAUUGUUGAAGAAGUCUGCCCGGCAGAGGGCGCUGGGCAUGCAAUAAAAGGAAUUGAAUCUAUGAAUGGCAUGGCCUGCACAGCUAAUGGCCAGUCCUUGCCUGCUGCUCGUACAGCAGCGCUGCACGAGUCAUUAGCUCUAUGCGAAGCUUCCCUCUUGCAAUUAAAUACUGAUCGUCUGUUAUAUUAUUGUGCAGCAACUGUUCUAUUUGUGCUCCUUGUGCUCUUGAUUGAAUUUGCACCACCGGUUGGACUUCAGACAAUUUAUUUACUGCUCAAGUUUAUUGUGUUUGGUGUCAUAUUAUUCUGCCUGUUUAUGGCUUCCAUUUGGAAUUACAUGGAACGCAAUGGAGUGCUGCAAGGCAAAAAAUCCAUGGAGGUAAUGCUGCAGCAUGCCCAGAAAUAUGAAUAUUUUUAUUGAUCCGAAUGGC
This is a messenger RNA of Drosophila hydei, 1355 nucleotides long. It is a transcript of the gene nSMase, whose product is annotated as putative neutral sphingomyelinase. The record is from RefSeq and is a predicted model, not a curated record. The transcript has 2 exons. The coding region runs from base 35 to 1345 and encodes 436 amino acids. Lineage: Eukaryota; Metazoa; Arthropoda; Insecta; Diptera; Drosophilidae. Gene Ontology annotation, molecular function: sphingomyelin phosphodiesterase activity. Gene Ontology annotation, cellular component: cytoplasm.